This is a messenger RNA of Aureobasidium musti, 1128 nucleotides long. Lineage: Eukaryota; Fungi; Ascomycota; Dothideomycetes; Dothideales; Saccotheciaceae. The record is from the annotation of a GenBank genome assembly.
AUGCGCUCUUUCGUCCUCGCUUCUCUAGCCGGCCUCGCCAUUGCUGCUCCUGCUGCCAUGCCCCAAGACUCCCUUGAUUGGGACAUCAUUGAUGCAGCNCCCGAACCCAGUGCCACUGGUGCCCCUAUGGGUGUUGUUUCUACUUCAUCCAGCCUCGACAUCACUGCUAUCAACGCUGCUGCCACCAGUGCCGCCUCUUCCGCCUUCGCUCAAGCCCUCGCUGACCCUGUCACCACCACCGGCCUUACUUCCGCUGCUGCUGCCACUUCUACCGUUGCAGACUCCGCAGCCGAGACUGGCUCUUCUCUCAACAAGCGUGACGGUACCUGCGCCAACCAGCCCAAUGGUUCCGGUCCUAAGACGACUCCCGAUACUGCUUCUGACUUCCUGGCCAACCCCGUCUACAACAGCACCGCAAUUGCUGCCGGCACUCCUAAUGGUUACGCCCUGGCCUUCGGUCCCAACCAGGGAGCCACAUCCGCCAGUGUUUAUCUCGGAUACUACACUCUGACUUCUUACGACCCUUACCAGUGCCAGCAGUACUGCGACAAAGCUACCAACUGCUACGCUUUCAACAUCUAUUACGAGCGUGAUCCUACUCAAGACCCCAAUGCCGUCAAUUGCCCCAACCCUGCAUCGACUGUCAACAUUAAGAUUGACGCCACUACUGCUACCAACGACGGACAGUGGCGUGAUAGCUUCCAGGUUGUUGUAGCCGGCUCCAUGGGUUUCAACAAGCUUGCCCCUCCUCCUGCUUGCAACUCUUUCAACGCUCCCACCGAACUUGCAGGAGCCAUUCAGGCUCCCAGCGGGUACAUGGGCUCACGAUACUUCCCCGGCCCCUAUGACCCUAGUCAAUGUGCAAAUGCUUGUCUCGGUACCAACGUUUACUCCCACAAGCACCCCCGCAAGGAUGGAACCUACGACCCAUGCAACUUCUACAAUUCCUAUGUCCUGAGCAAGAACGGAGCUCCUCAGGGCACUUACUGCAGCAUGUACACCUCCACCUGGGGCAAGAGUGUUUCUACCAACUAUGGUCAGUACAGAGGUUCUGACCGCUACACUGUCAGCCAGAGCUAUGGUUGGACCUUGACCACUCAGGAUCCCGGCAACGUCGCCUCUCUCUAA